This is a messenger RNA of Temnothorax curvispinosus, 2075 nucleotides long. RefSeq names its product aromatic-L-amino-acid decarboxylase-like. Gene Ontology annotation, biological process: amino acid metabolic process; serotonin biosynthetic process; catecholamine metabolic process. The record is from RefSeq and is a predicted model, not a curated record. The transcript is spliced from 11 exons. The coding region runs from base 175 to 1617 and encodes 480 amino acids. Gene Ontology annotation, molecular function: aromatic-L-amino-acid decarboxylase activity; pyridoxal phosphate binding. Lineage: Eukaryota; Metazoa; Arthropoda; Insecta; Hymenoptera; Formicidae.
CGCGGAUGCAGCGGCAAUUCGUUGUGGAACACCGCCGGUCGCGAGCACUCCACCGGCUCUCGCGGAAUCACCACGGGCACGUGGAUAUCGUCGCUGUCAAGGAUUACUCAGUGAAUCUUUAGCCAGAUUAUCGAGGUGCACCUUACUUCAAACGUGUGAAAAAAAAAACAAAUCAUGGAUCCCGAUAGCUUCAAGGAUUACGCCAACGAGAUGGCGGAAUACAUCACAAAUUAUUUGGAAAAUAUUAGAGACAGGAGAGUCUUGCCAACGGUAGAACCAGGAUACAUGAAACCCCUCUUGCCAUCCGAAGCGCCACAAACCCCUGAACAGUGGCAAGAUAUAAUGGCCGAUAUCGAACGAGUAAUAAUGCCAGGCGUUACUCAUUGGCACAGUCCAAAAUUUCACGCAUACUUUCCCACUGCGCAAUCGUAUCCCUCGAUUCUAGCCGAUAUGUUAAGCGGAGCUAUUGCGUGUAUUGGAUUUUCGUGGAUCGCGAGUCCAGCUUGUACUGAACUAGAAGUGAUCGUAUUAAAUUGGCUGGGAAAAAUGCUGGAUUUGCCGAAGGAAUUUCUUGCCUGCAGCGGUGGGAAAGGCGGUGGCGUAAUUCAGGGCACUGCUAGCGAAGCCACUUUGGUAGCGUUACUAGGAGCGAAGGCUAAAAAGAUAAAGCAAGUUAAAGAACAACAUCCCGAUUGGAUGGAAAACGAGAUCGUCGAAAAACUAGUCGCAUACUGUUCUUGCCAAGCACAUAGUUCAGUUGAACGCGCUGGACUUCUCGGUGGAGUAAAGUUCAGACAAUUGGAAGUCGAUGAAAAACAUAAGCUGCGCGGCGACACAUUUGCCGAUGCAAUCAGAAAGGAUAAAGAACAAGGAUUCAUACCGUUUUACGCUGUCGCUACUUUGGGUACCACUGUCGAUUGCGCCUUUGAUCGUCUGGAUGAAAUGGGUAUCGUAGCGAAUCGUGAAGACAUUUGGUUGCAUGUGGACGCUGCUUAUGCAGGAUCCGCUUUUAUCUGUCCGGAAUUCAGAUAUUUAAUGAAAGGCAUCGAAAUGGCGGAUUCAUUUAAUUUCAAUCCUCAUAAAUGGAUGUUAGUUAACUUCGACUGCUCUACCAUGUGGCUUAAGGAUCCGACAUACGUCAUAAACGCUUUCAAUGUCGAUCCUUUGUAUCUCAAACACGAUAUGCAGGGUUCAGCGCCGGAUUAUAGGCAUUGGCAGAUUCCACUUGGACGUAGAUUCCGAUCUCUGAAACUUUGGUUCGUAUUGAGGCUCUAUGGGGUCGAGAACCUUCAAAAGUUUAUCAGAUCACACGUCGCUCAAGCACACGAAUUCGAGGCAUUAGUCCUCUCCGAUCCUCGCUUCGAAAUCGUGGGCGAAGUUCUCAUGGGAUUGGUUUGCUUCCGAUUAAAGGGAUCCAACGAACUCAAUGAAGCCCUGCUAAAGAGGAUCAACGGUGCGGGAAAUAUCCAUCUCGUUCCGUCGAAGAUAAAAGACACGUACUUUCUGCGACUCGCUGUCUGCUCUCGAUUCAGCGAGAGCAAGGAUAUACAGUAUUCCUGGAAGGAGAUCAAGCUGAGAGCCAACGAGAUACUUGAGGAGCAAUCGGUUUCGAAGUGAUGGCGCGCUCAGAUAGCUCGCGGUUGCAGAUCGUUAGCGCCUGCCACUUGCAACCAAUCCUAGUUUCAAGUAUUUCCUCACACCCAGCGGAUUUUGAGGACCAAAUAGACUAAAGCGACGAAUGAUUAAUAGGCGGUCUCAGACAGUUCUGCAAUAAAAAAUAAUAAUUUUUGCAAACAUUUUUAAAUUUCAAACGAUUAAACAAUACUCCAAAAAUGCAUUUGUUCGCCAAGUAAGGCAUUCUAAUUUGGAAGCCAUUAAGUCAAUGUGGCUUAAUUAAUCAAAUAUUUGUUGAAAAUUAAGAAAUUACGAAUAACGGCCGUUGGUGAAAUUUUAGAAAAUUAACUGUGUAGUCAGAAUUUAAGUGUGACAUCAAAUUGGAAUAUAUAGUAUUUUAAUAUUUUGGAUCCAAUAUAUUUUAUUACUUUAAUGAAAUGUUAUAUGUUAAUAAUUUAACA